UUUGUAGAAGAAGGAAGAGUUUUCUAAUCAAAAAAUAGUUUUAAAGUCGUGAAUUUUGUUAAAUUAAGAAUUAAAAUGAAGCAGUUUUUGGGAUCAAUUAUUUCUCUCGCAAUUCUCGCAAUCUCAAUCGAUGCAAAAUCAAUUCAACAAACAAGAGGAUCAAUAAAGCACAUAAAUAGUGACUUAAGAGAAGAUUCUGCGCCAAUCUAUGGAAACAAUAUUCCAGGACAUGAAGCUCAAAUAGCUGAUCAAUAUUUUGAGAUGCAGCCAAAUGUUUCAUACAAAUUUGGCUACCUCCAAACUGACCUCCAGCGUCGCAAUGAAGAAGGAACUUUCAAAGCAGACCCAGAAAAUGAACGAUAUGUGCUCGAAAAAGUGACAGGCUACUACAAAUAUGUCCGACCAGAUGGGAAAUGGCAAAGAGUUGACUAUGAAGCUGAUGAGAAUGGUUUUAGACCAAUUAUUGUUGUAAGUGAUGACGAACCAACAACUGAUGAAUCUGUUUUUGAGCUUCUCAAUGGCAAUCAAGAAGGAGAAGAUAGCCAGACUGAAAGUAGUGGAGAAGCUGUAGCAGAGGCAAGGCGUGAAAAGCGCCACAAUAAAUACCCAAAAUUGGAAGUAAAUUCCAUUCCGUACGAUAAAUACUGUCCAUCGAUUGGAGACAUUAUAAAAGAAAGGGUAUGCAUUGAUUGUAAUCAUUACUGUGCUUCAAUCGAUAUGUUAAAGAAUCACCGAAAAAUUAUUCACAAACGUAUAGUUAAUACUAAGAAAAAACCAAGAAAAGUAAUAUGCAGACGUGAAAAAGAAGUAUUAGUACAAUUGCAAGAGGAUUUGGAUUGGGUAGAAGCUGAGAACUUGGAUAUUGAAGAGGAACGUGCAAAUACUGAUAUUAUUGUUGAAUAUCAAAAUGUAUUUGCAGUUGAAGAUCAUUUUCAACCAAUUUGGGAAAACGACUAA
Chironomus riparius is the source of this 957-nucleotide messenger RNA. NCBI's taxonomy places the organism in Eukaryota, Metazoa, Arthropoda, Insecta, Diptera, Chironomidae. The record is from the annotation of a GenBank genome assembly.